AGUGAAAUAGAAACAAUUAUUUUAAUCAUUUAAAACAAAGAUGCCUAUUUCCAAAAAACGUGAGAAAAGGGGUAAAGGAAAAGCUUAUAGGAAACAAAAAGAUCCUGAUUUUAAAAAACUUGAAGUAAAUGGAAAGAAAAAACGCAUUAAAAUUCCAGUUAUAUCAAAAAACAUAUCAACACAAGUAGAACUCUCAUUAGAUUCACCAAUAAAGAGUAUUUUGGUCAAAGAUAGCAAAUUAAAAAAGAUCAAAAGUAAAAAGGAAACUAAAAUUGAUAAGGAUGCGGAAAUUAUUUUAAUUAAAAAAGUGAAAUUUAAAAUAGAACCUAAAAAGAAGAAAAAGAAGUCCAAUAAAUUAACUGAUAGUAUAUCUCAAACAGAUAAACAAUGUGACAUGGAUAUAGAGAUUGAUGAAAAUAAUAUAGAAAUAUAUGAAAAUGAUAUAGAAAAUAAAUUCAUUAGUGAUACAGAUUUGUUGGAAGGUAAUAUGCUUGCCAUAAAUGUGAAACAUGCCAUUAAAAAUUGUACUAAUAUAGGAUUACUAUCAAAUUCUUCUGCUAUUGAUGGUGAUGAGGAGGAGGAUUUAGGAGAAAAUGAGUUUGAGAAGUUUAGUAUAGCUAAACUUGAGAAUGAAUCACCAGAUACAUGGUUACAAGAGGAAGAUGAAAAAUCUCUAAGCAUGGAUUUAAAUGAGCUGAAGACUAAAGUUGAAGGAAUUGUUAAUGUACUUAAUAAUUUCAAUAGAAUGAAGGCAGAAAUUAAAAAGCCCCGAAAAUUUUUCUUAAGCCUCCUUGUGCAGCAUUUAGCCCGACUUUAUGGUUAUAAUCGUUUUCUGAUGGAACAAUUUGUUAGAUUGGUACCAUUGGAUCAGCUGAUUGAAUUCUUGGAUUGGAAUGAUAAGGAGAGGCCGAUUACCAUAAGAGCAAACACAUUGAAGAUAUCAGCUGGAGAAUUAUUGAGAUCUCUUAAACACAAAAAAGGUGGCGUUUUGAAGUGUGAUAAACUCACUUUUGGCCAGCUGCAACCAUCUACAGGGGAAAUUGAUUCUAAAUCCGCAAAAUCCCCCCAAUCAUCAUCAUCCAUAAAAGAAGACCCUCAUUUGAUAGUGGUUUACGAGAGUGCCUUUUCUCUUGGAGCAACGCCUGAAUACCUUGGUGGUCUUUAUGCCAUACAAGGCACUGCUAGUGCCUUAGCUGCUUCUGUCCUAGCUCCAGCACCAGGACAGCGUGUGCUUGACCUCUGUGCUGCACCUGGUGGAAAAACCUGUCACUUAGCUGCCAUAAUGAAAAACAAAGGCACUAUAUUUGCGAACGAUGUGAACGCCGACCGGGUUAAGGCUAUAUCUUCGAACUGCAACAGAAUGGGAGUAGUCAAUACUAUAAUUACUAACUACGAUGGUAGGGAGUAUCCUAAAGUGAUGCGUGGUUUUGAUAGGGCCUUGGUCGAUGCCCCCUGUAUGGGAACAGGAGUCAUUAGUAAAGAUUCAUCUGUGAAGAUUAAUAAGGAUGAAAUCUCGUUACGGAAAUGCACUAAAUUGCAAAGGGAACUUUUGCUAGCUGCCAUAGAUUGCAUAGACCCAAAAUCGGACGGAAUUAUUGUGUAUUCGACUUGCUCCCUCUUGGUGGACGAGAACGAACUGGUCAUCGACUACGUUAUGCGUAAGCGUAAAAUUAAAAUCUUGCCGACUGGAUUAGAUGUGGGCAACGACGCAUUCACCAAGUUUCGAGAGCAUCGAUUUCACCCAGAUAUGAAGUAUUGCAGGAGACUAUACCCUCACAUACAUAACACUGACGGGUUUUUUAUCGCUAAAUUGCGUAAGAUAUAUCAAAAGCCCGAACCUGAAAAACCUAGCGAUAGUAUAUCUACCAAAUCUCUCACUACAAAAAAAACCGAUUCUAACGUUAAAGCAAGAUUGAUUGAAACUAAAACUCGCAAACGAUUUCUCAAAAAAGGAUCGACUCACAUUAAAAGGUAUGGCAAAACCUAGAAUAAGGGAAAAGCGCGUGACUAAUUAAAAAUAUUGUUGGACUUCAUUUAUUCGUUAGUUAUAUUGCCUCGAACAAAAUAUAGUUGUUAAUUUUGAAUUACAUGUAUAUUUUAAUGAUAUCUUGGCCUUAAACCUUUUAAGAUGUUUUAGUUCGAUAUUAUGCUUGUUAUGUACCUGGUCAAAUAGGGGGGUUGAUUACGGUCAAUAUUCCAGGAGUAAUGGGGUCUCGGACAAAACCAAUUUCUGUGUGCCCUUAGUCGUAUGUU
Molecule: messenger RNA, 2253 nt
Organism: Gordionus sp. m RMFG-2023
Lineage: Eukaryota; Metazoa; Nematomorpha; Gordioida; Chordodea; Parachordodidae
Exons: 15
Coding region: 41-1987 (648 amino acids)
Biological process (GO): maturation of LSU-rRNA; rRNA base methylation
Cellular component (GO): nucleolus
Molecular function (GO): RNA binding; rRNA (cytosine-C5-)-methyltransferase activity
Source: RefSeq, a predicted model, not a curated record